Molecule: messenger RNA, 2482 nt
Organism: Puntigrus tetrazona (Sumatra barb)
Lineage: Eukaryota; Metazoa; Chordata; Actinopteri; Cypriniformes; Cyprinidae
Gene: mapkapk3
Product: MAPK activated protein kinase 3
Exons: 10
Coding region: 450-1676 (408 amino acids)
Biological process (GO): toll-like receptor signaling pathway; response to cytokine; protein autophosphorylation
Cellular component (GO): cytoplasm; nucleus
Molecular function (GO): mitogen-activated protein kinase binding; ATP binding; calcium/calmodulin-dependent protein kinase activity
Source: RefSeq, a predicted model, not a curated record
GCGCAGCGGCGCUGCAGUCAAUGACGGGAGCUCCGCGGGGCAAAUCACACUUUCCUUUUCAUUUCUGACACUGUCAGCCGGGACCUUUCCUGCUCAACGUGAAUGCGACUUGUAUUAUUUGGCAACGCUGUUUAGGAAUUCGUCGUUUCUAUAACUUACGGACAGAGCCCUAGCCUGGAGAGAAGGGAAUUUAAUAUUUCUGUUGAACUUAAUUCGUGACAAUCUUUCCGGCGAUGUUAAAACUGGCAUUUUAUUCACGUGUGUCUGAAUAUAAGUGGCCCGAUGCUGUAAUUCUGUAACCGUCAGUCAUCGCAGGAAUUCAUCAGCGGUGUAUUUUCGGAGCAGCGUCACUCAGCGACAACUCGCGCGGAUAGUUUAUCUGUGGAUUUUAAAGGACCCUCUCGAGCCGCGUCGAGCGUCUCACAGCUUAACUUCGCCCGCAUUUAAAGAUGCUCCAGAAUGGAAAGUCUCAAACGGACGACGCGGACGCGCCCGAGCCGAAGCCUGAACCGCAAAGCGAGAAGACAGAAGAGACCGAGAGCGCCGCGUCUCACACAGAGAGCGAGUCCGCCGACACCGACUCCACUCGCUUCCCGCUGCCCGUCCAUCCCAAGCUGGAAAUCAAGCGCCAUGCCGUGACCGAGGACUACAAAGUCUCAAGUCAAGUGUUGGGUCUGGGUGUUAACGGGAAAGUGGUGGAGUGCUAUAACAAGAAAACCGGACAGAAGUGCGCGCUGAAGAUUCUGUACGAGUGUCCCAAAGCCCAGAGAGAAGUGGAACUGCACUGGAGAGUAUCCCCGGGACCACAUAUAGUUCGGAUCCUCAGCCUCUACGAAAACAUGUAUCGUGGGAAAAAAUGUCUUCUCAUAAUUAUGGAAUGUAUGGAGGGGGGAGAGCUCUUCAGCAGAAUUCAGGCCAGAGGAGACCAGGCGUUCACGGAGCGAGAGGCCUCUGAGAUCAUGAGAGACAUCGGCACGGCCAUCCAGUAUCUGCACAACAUGAACAUUGCACACAGAGACAUCAAGCCGGAGAACCUGCUCUACAAUAGUAAAGAAGACACUGGAGUUCUCAAACUAACAGAUUUUGGUUUCGCUAAAGAGACCUCACUGCAUAACCCUUUGCAGACGCCCUGCUACACGCCGUAUUAUGUAGCACCAGAGGUUUUAGGCCCAGAGAAAUACGACAAAUCGUGUGAUAUGUGGUCUUUGGGUGUGAUCAUGUAUAUCCUGUUGUGUGGAUUCCCACCGUUCUACUCCAACACAGGACAGGCCAUUUCACCGGGGAUGAAGCGGCGCAUUCGUAUGGGCCAGUACGAGUUUCCCAACCCGGAGUGGGCCGAAGUAUCCGAGGAGGUCAAACAGUUGAUUAACCAACUACUGAAGACUGACCCUAAUGAAAGAAUGACCAUUGAGCAAUUUAUGAACCACCCCUGGAUCAACCAAUCAAUGGUUGUUCCCCAAACACCUCUUCACACCACACGAGUGCUGACAGAGGACAGCGAGAUGUGGGACGAGGUCAAGGAAGAGUUAACCAGUGCAUUGGCCACCAUGCGUGUAGAUUACGAGCAGGUGAAGAUCAAGGACCUGGAUGCCUCCAGUAACCCCUUGCUGAACAAGAGACGCAAGAAAGCAGCGACAGGGGAGAAGAGUGGAGGGAGCGGAUGUAGCAGUCAAUGAACGACUGGAGACGAAGAACAGGCCGAUCAGUGACAUGAAGGGAAGCGCAAGAUCAGAUACAAAGAGCGAGGAGCGAGAAUGGAAGCACAGCGAAAAAGAUGGGCUCUCCACAGAAGAACAGAAGAUGGAUGGAUCAAGGGAAAAGGCAAGAACGGGAGACAAUUUUGUUGAUGAAGAAGAAAAAUAGAGGAAUAAUUGGACGUGUAUACAGACAAAGUCCUUAUUUCUAUCACCAGCAGGGAAAAAGCUGCUUUAAAAUCCUUCAGCUGUGUGCGUAUGCUGUAUGUGAGCGUUCAUCAAUGUCUUUUUGUGUACUGAUCUAUCACUUGAUACGUACUGUUAGCACUGUGUGUGUGUUGUGUAUGUGUAUUUGUAUACAGCGUGUUUCCGUGUGUCUAGCCCUAUCAUGCAGUUCACUCCAGACACUUGAGUAUCAGUUGACCCAAAAUGUAUAAUUUGCCGAAAAUGUACUCACCCUCACACCAUCCAUGAUUUAGAGGAGUUUGUUUCUUCAUCGAAUUGCAGCUUUAUGUCACUUUCUUACCUAUCGGUCCUCUACAGCGAACGGGUGCCGUCAGAACGAAAGGGCACAAAGCUAAUAAAACACCACAGAUAAUUCACACCGCUCCAGUCCAUCAGUUCACAUCUUGUGAAGCGAAAAGCUGCAGGUUUGUAAAAAAACAAGACAUUUUUAACCUAAAUUAGCAGCAAAUUAAAAGUUUUUUGGCAAACUUAUACUUCAGUAUGUUGAUGCUUGGGAUUUUGUUAUCAGCCCUUUUUAUUGCAAAUAAAACAAUUCUAAUUCA